UGCCUGCCCGUCUACUAGUAAUACUGGCAGCGGCGUCCCAGUGGAAACGGCAGCAGACGAGGAGACGAAGCCCAAGCAGUAAGUAGCAGACGACGCAUUGAUCGCUGCUCAUCAUCACCGCGGCGCGCACGUCUGUAUUUAACCGACGCUCCGGGCUCGCUUCUCCGUUCCUCUCCGCUCGUCUGCUGCAUCGACCUGCCGCCGCCCUGCCUGCCGGGCCGCUGCCGGUGCAUGCGGUGAGAGGACCUGCGUACGUGUUGGCGGGCUGCCGACGAUCGGAGUUCCAUUUCCAUCGGUGCGCAAUGUGGAACUACUCUGCUGCACCGCACUCGCUCCUGCUGCAGUACGGCGACGACUACGCCAGGUGCGAGAGCUCUAGUUCAUCGGCAGGAUCCGUGGGCCUGGACAGGAUACUGGCAGCGGAGUAUGGCCGGUUCGACUCUCUGAACUUGUCGCCGCCACUCCACGGCCUUCAGACACAAACGCUUUUUGCUAUGCACGGUUCAGAGAACUGCCUAGGAAUAGGCGCGAAUAAUCCGAUCUACAGCAGUGAGGCCCGGCCUGCGUUUUCGCAGCUCAGCUUCACCCAGCCAGCUGCCACUGCUGCCCACUACUCGAUGAAAUGGACGGCAGCAGCGGGGGAGACGGUGACCGGUGACGGCAGCCGUCUCAGGGGAUUAAAGAGGCUCAAGACAACGACGCCUGCAGCGACAGCGCAAGCUCCACAGCAGCACGGCCAGCGGUGCAAUCCGAAACCAACAAGAAAUCAGUCUAUGAAGGCGCCAUGUAAGAGGAGCCAGAAGCUGGGGGACAAGAUCACGGCGCUUCAGCAGCUAGUCUCCCCGUAUGGCAAGACGGACACGGCGUCAGUGCUCCACGAGGCAGCCACCUGCAUCAAGCUUCUCCACGAGCAGAUCCAGAUUCUGACCGCCUCCUACCCUGAAAUCAGUUCUAAAGCGUCACAGCAGGACACGGGCGAGGAAGAGGGCGGCGCGACGGAUCUGCGCCGGCGAGGCCUGUGCGUGGCGCCGCUGUCCCCGGCCGUCGUGCAGCUAGUGUCGGCCGAGGCCGCGCUCCGCCACCGCGACGCGGCCUUCACGGAGGAUCACUGGCGCUGCCUCGGCACUCUGUAACCGGCGGCGGCGGGGAGCCGGAGGAUGCUGCCAUGGUUCAGUUCGUAGACGGUAGGAGUACGUACGAGACAUGAGACAUGGCAUCGCCGGUUGCCGGUUGGUGUCAUCAGGCCUUAAGUUACAGCGUUAGAACUGCAUUUCACUUGGAAAAAUAAAAGUUACUCACGCGCUUCCAGAGGUUACUAUUAUAGUAUAAUGGAUAUAUAUACUACAUUACUAGUA
Messenger RNA from Sorghum bicolor (sorghum), 1355 nucleotides. RefSeq lists its product as uncharacterized. Bases 303 to 1133 code for a protein of 276 amino acids. Gene Ontology annotation, cellular component: nucleus. The record is from RefSeq and is a predicted model, not a curated record. Gene Ontology annotation, biological process: regulation of transcription by RNA polymerase II. Gene Ontology annotation, molecular function: protein dimerization activity; RNA polymerase II cis-regulatory region sequence-specific DNA binding; DNA-binding transcription factor activity, RNA polymerase II-specific. Lineage: Eukaryota; Viridiplantae; Streptophyta; Magnoliopsida; Poales; Poaceae. The transcript is spliced from 10 exons.